Messenger RNA from Hibiscus syriacus, 739 nucleotides. Its product is annotated as OPA3-like protein. Gene Ontology annotation, cellular component: mitochondrion. The record is from RefSeq and is a predicted model, not a curated record. Bases 201 to 617 code for a protein of 138 amino acids. Gene Ontology annotation, biological process: regulation of lipid metabolic process. The transcript is spliced from 4 exons. NCBI's taxonomy places the organism in Eukaryota, Viridiplantae, Streptophyta, Magnoliopsida, Malvales, Malvaceae.
UACUUUUAGAUUCCACUUUGGUGGGAGUUCGAUUAAAAAAAAGGUCUAAUUUUCUUCCUUCUCAAGAAACUUUGACCCUGACAAAGUCAAACCAGCAGCGAUCACCCAUUUUCUCAUUUCAUUCUCGCUAAUAAGUUUUGCGUUCCCUUCGUCUGAUUACUAAUCGAAAAAGAAAUAUAAAGAAAAUCAGAUCAUAAAAAAUGGUACUGCCGCUGUUAAAGCUAGGAACUUUGGCCUUAAAAACCCUGAGUAAACCGGUGGCUUAUCGUCUCAAGCGACAGGCUGCGUAUGCCCCUAAGUUCCGCCAGUUCAUCGUUAGCAUUGCUCAGGCAAACCAUCAAAUCACAACUAGAAUGCAAAGAAGCAUUUACAGUCAUGCAACAGAUGUUGAGAUACGCCCCUUGGAUGAGGAGAAAGCUGUUCAGGCUGCUGUAGAUCUUAUUGGGGAACUUUUUGUCUUCACGGUUGCAGGAGCUAUCUUGAUCUUUGAGGUUCAAAGAAGUUCUAGAUCGGAGGCCAAAAAGGAGGAAGCACGUCGAGAACAGUUGGAGUUCAUUAUUAUUUCAGGCAAUGAAGAAAAGAAACGAAGACUUAGCUACACAAGUGGAACUUCUUAGACAUAAACUUGAAGAACUGGAGCAACUUGCUAAGCAACAGGGACUCGGUGGUAUUUUCAAAUUGAAACAUGCUAAUAUGGACCAAGGGGAAAAAUUGGCAAAACCAGCAUGAUGUAAACGGG